This is a messenger RNA of Dentiscutata heterogama, 186 nucleotides long. Lineage: Eukaryota; Fungi; Glomeromycota; Glomeromycetes; Diversisporales; Gigasporaceae. The record is from the annotation of a GenBank genome assembly.
AGUUGUUAGUGGUCGCCACAGUAGAAUGAAUUCUGGGCGUCGUGGAAUUUGUGGAUACUGGAAUUCUGGGCAUCGUAGAAUUAAUUCUGGGCGUUGUGGAAUUUGCGUAGUCGAGAAUAAGAAUGCUGAUAGGUUGGCCAAAAAAGGUGCAACAAUUAGCAUGCAUGAAAAGAAAAAAUUAUCACC